AUGGAAGUGAAAGAAUUUGACGCUCCAUCCGUCGGCGAUUCGCCUCCAUCCCAGGGAUUGGAGGACCCCAUCCUCGGGGUAGGACCAUGGCAAGAAAAAACGGGGGCCCAGAUCUCAAGGGCCCGAAGACAGGCGAACGAGGUGGGAGAUUCGGAAGCUAGGGGGCGGAGAGUUCAUUGGAUGCUUCGAGAGCGUGUCUUGGAGUGGGGAGAGAGUGGAGAGACUGUCUGGAGAGAGCCGGAGCAGGCUACGACAAACGGGGAGAUGUGGACGCUCCUUUGUGAUGAUGAUGAUGAUGAUGAUGAUGAUGUUGUUGUUGUUGUUAUUGUCCAUCGAUUUCAUCUAUCCUUGUAUAGAGUAGGAAUCUCCAGAUCGGCUACACAGAAUGUUUUGCCACAGUGUGACCGUGACACUGAUCCCGAAGGAGAGCAUUGA
This is a messenger RNA of Aspergillus niger, 435 nucleotides long. RefSeq lists its product as uncharacterized. Lineage: Eukaryota; Fungi; Ascomycota; Eurotiomycetes; Eurotiales; Aspergillaceae. Bases 1 to 435 code for a protein of 144 amino acids. The transcript is spliced from 2 exons. The record is from RefSeq and is a predicted model, not a curated record.